AUGAUCAAUCGACGAAAACCGUUCACAAUUGCAGUGACAAGUGCGCUGUUCCUGCUGCUAGCCGGUAACUUUGAGCUCUGUUCCGGACAUGGACGUUUGAUAGAGCCACCAAGCCGUGCGUCUGCCUGGCGUUACGGCUUUUCGACACCUCCAAACUACAACGAUCACGAGCUGUACUGUGGUGGGUUCAACAGGCAGUGGCAAAAGAACGAAGGCAAAUGCGGUGAGUGUGGUGACCCGUUCGAUGUGCCACUGCCGAGACCUCACGAGUUUGGUGGCAAAUGGGGCCAGGGUGUGAUAGUGCGUAGAUACAAACCCGGCUCCACCAUCACAUUGCGAGUCGAGCUGACAGCAAGCCAUAUGGGUUACUUCGAGUUCCGCAUCUGUGACAAUGUGCAAGCGAAGCAAGACUGUCUCGAUAAGCAUCUGAUGAGGAUCAUCAGCGGAACGCCAAGCAUUCCACAUCCAAAUGAUCUGAAGACUAGAUUCUAUCCUCGCAACGGUAGCCGAAUCUACGAUAUGAAGGCAGAACUUCCAACAGAUUUAAACUGCAGCAACUGCGUGGUGCAGUGGAAGUACGUCGCCGGCAAUAACUGGGGCAUCUGUCCGGAUGGUAAUGGUGCGGUUGGUUGUGGUCCGCAGGAAGAGUUCCGUGCCUGUGCGGAUGUCACCGUGAGCGAAAAGGAUGGCCAGGACAACCGUACCCCGCUGCGACCGGGACAGAAACCGACACCGACCCGUACACCCGACUCCAGCACGGAACCGUCCGAGGGCGAGGAACCGAUCGAGGAACCACCGAAGGGUGUCAAGUAUAUGGGCCCGCUGGUGGCGAUUAUGUCGCUUUUUCUGGUCCUAUGUGGAUUUGCUGCACUUUAUAUUUAUCACUAUCAUGGGGGGCGGAUAAAGGCACUGAUGCGCUGGAACCGGGAAAAGACACAGAAGAGUGGCCACGCAACGGAACCGGCCAGCGGGAAUGGUGUCCCGCCAACACACCAUACCGAUGUGGAAGCGAACGCACCGGUACCGCCACCGAGGAUGAAGCGAAUUUCCAGCCAGAUCCGCGACAUCGAUGCCCAAGAGUCGAGCGUACUGUCCGGUAGCACCAAGCGGCAGUCACCACUAGAUAUUAACGUGAGCCGGAAACCGAGCGGGACGGACUGAGCGGGUGGGCCUCGUGCAGCUAGACGUCCUGCAGCUUGUGUGGACGUGCAUGUUAUAAGUUUUUAUUUAUUUGUACCACAAUGCGUACCAUUUUACAACGUCGGACAGCUGGUUGUCACGUUGCAGCGAGAAGCGUCACACAAAGUAGAAUAAUUUGAGUAGUGUUUUUCGUUCCAUGUUCUUCACACACACGAUUUUAUAGUAUGAGUUGGGUAGUAUGAGAAGUAAACCAGCGAAAUGUGUUGUUACAAAUUUACUAUCGCGCCCUGCUCAGUGAUGAUGUUGUAUGGGAAAAUGGCUAACUCGUUGGAGAUAACAGUUUUCAUGUUGUUUCUACACCGAUGUUCAUUACAUGCACAACUCCAAAACAAAAGUAUACAACAAGCAUUAAAACGUAGUAAUGAAAAGACGUAAAUAAAA
Molecule: messenger RNA, 1581 nt
Organism: Anopheles moucheti
Lineage: Eukaryota; Metazoa; Arthropoda; Insecta; Diptera; Culicidae
Exons: 3
Coding region: 1-1161 (386 amino acids)
Source: RefSeq, a predicted model, not a curated record